This is a messenger RNA of Oncorhynchus kisutch (coho salmon), 5846 nucleotides long. RefSeq lists its product as uncharacterized. The record is from RefSeq and is a predicted model, not a curated record. The transcript is spliced from 2 exons. The coding region runs from base 113 to 4396 and encodes 1427 amino acids. Gene Ontology annotation, cellular component: nucleus. Gene Ontology annotation, biological process: regulation of gene expression. NCBI's taxonomy places the organism in Eukaryota, Metazoa, Chordata, Actinopteri, Salmoniformes, Salmonidae.
CACACUCUAGCGGCCAGUAACAUAAUAUACAAUUCGAUUCGCGUUCUGCUUUCACGUUGAGGAAGAGGGGGCAUAGAGAACCAUCGUUGGAGGAGUGCUGCAUGGGUAAAACAUGGCUGCUGUGAAUUCAUCAGAGAGACGCCAGGGCGACCCCAACGAUGAGCUGGGGGACCCGGGGGGUGUAGCACAGAAAUGCGAAUCAUUUGAGUAUAAAUCGACAGACCCCGAUAACACUUUUGCUGUUGAAGAAGACAGAAUUCCCGAGGGCUCCAAUGAAAAUAGAGAAUCUAGUAUUGUUACCGAUGGGCUUGCUAGCCAGACUGAAAGUAGCAUUGCGCUUCGAGCUAAUGAUAGAUCAGAGAUAGGUAAUGAGUUGGUAGAUUUAACAUAUUCUGAAGAAAAUACCCACAACACCGAUGUUUCCUACAACAAGCAGCGGCAUUUCGAUUGGUCUGAGACGGAGGACGAGGAAGACCGCACGGAUGCAAAAGAGAAUGGAAACGAUGUUCAUAAUGGUGACAUGGGGAGGACUCCUGAGGUGCAGCAGGAUAAGAUUACUGAAGAUAUCUCAUAUGCAGAGGAUGUGGAAAAAGAAAAAUCACAUUCUGACGAGGAGAUGGAUAUAUCAAAAGACACAGGUGAAGAACAAGAUUGUAAUGGAGGAAAGGGGGCAGAGGAGGAAGAAGAAGAAGAAGAAGAAGAAGAGGAGGGAGGAGAAGAGGAGCGAACAGUGAAAAGGAGGAAAUGUAGUCUGGAGUGCAAAGACUGUGGGAAGAGGUUCACCCGUCGGGAGACAUUCAACCUCCAUCGUCACUUCCACGCUCACCAGGAUGAACUGGCCUCACUCACCUGUAAGGAGUGUGGCCUUAACUUCCAUCACCGCAGCAGCCUCAUCAAGCACCGCAGUGAGCACCAACAGAAGGUUGAACAGCCUGUGGAACGGAAGAGGAGAAGGAGCCCACAGGGAGUCCACAAGGAGGAGAGGCCAGGCUUCCAGUGUGACCACUGUGAAGAGACUUUCCCAUCACUGAGCAAACUGAGGCUCCACACCUGCGACUGUGCCCCUGAUAAGGCGUACCGCUGCCCCCUGUGCCGCAAAGAGUUCCGCAUGAAGAUCUCCAUCACCAGCCACAUGCAGACCCACUCCCUGAGCUCCCACCCCUUCCGCUGCCAGGAGUGCCACAAGAGCUUCUCUGACAUAUUUUCCCUGCGUGACCACCAGGGCUCCCAUGCCUCCCUCAAGCCCUACGCGUGCCCCGAGUGUGGCAUGGUGUUCAGGCACCGCUCUGUCAUGGAGGACCACCGUCGUAAGCACACAGAGGACACACAAGGCCCCCACCGGUGCAACAUCUGUGGGAAGCACUUCAAGUAUUCCAGCCUCCUGCAACAGCACCAAUACCUUCACACAGGUCAGAAACCCUUCCGCUGCCCAGACUGUGGCAAAACGUUUGCCUUAGCCCAGAACAUGAAGGCGCACUGCCGCCAGCAUAGACGGCACCCUCACGCCUGCUCUCUUUGCCCCCUCACUUUCCCCGACCAGGGCAGUCUGCAGGCUCACGUGUCAUGCCACGAGACAGUCGGGGGACUAGACAAGGAGAACACAAACCACGGGUUGGAGCCAAAACGUAUAUUCAACUGUCCCCUCUGUCCUCAGAACUUUCCUUCACCAGCUGACCUGAGGGCUCACAUGCUGAUCCAUGAAGCAGAGCAUGAGAGGAUGGAGAACGGGGCGUGUAAAGACUGGAAAACAAACCGUUACACCUGUCCACACUGUCCUGCCACCUACUCUGACCAGUCUAAUAUGAUGGCCCACCUGACAACUCACACGUCUGCCCGGGUCAGGGUAGAGAGGCAGGGUAAUGGACUUGAAGUAGGGAGAUCUGCUCCACUUAACACUGCCAACGUCCCAGGGAGGUGGCAUAGGGAGGAGAUGAGUAGUAAGCCUUUAAAGUGUCCAGACUGUGGCAAGUCGUUCCGUCACCGCUCUGUGUUAACGUUGCACAUGCGUAUUCAUUCCAAGGACAAGCCUUACCAGUGCAGGGUGUGCAACAAGUCCUUCAGAUUCAACAGCUAUCUGCAGCAGCACAUGAUCAUUCACACCGGGGAGAAACCAUACAAGUGCCCAGACUGCAGCAAGGACUUUGCUUUCCUGCAGAACAUGAGAACCCAUCAGAGGCUGCACACACAGAAACCGUUCCGCUGCACAAAGUGCCGUAAGGGAUACAGCGACGAGAAUCAGCUUCAGCGCCAUUUGCUGUCACACAACGGCGAAAAGCCCCACAAGUGCCACCUCUGUGAAAAGAGCUUUGGGCUGGCCUACCUGCUGCGGGACCAUCUGAACACCCACACAGGCGAGAGGCCCCAUCGCUGUCAGGAGUGCCACAAGACAUUCCCCUGGCUCGGCAGCCUGCUGGUGCAUCAGAAAAUCCACGCUCGAAAGCGCCAGGGGUCGAGUCAGCCUUAUUCUUUUCCAAUGGCCAUGAGGAUAAGAGGCAGGGGUAGCAGGGGCCGGAGCGGAGGCAGGCUGGCAUCAGGCUGGCCCAGGUGGGGUGGAAUGGGGCAAUCGGGUAUGGACACGCCCCAACAAACACCUCCAUAUCAAGUCCCAAUGUCAAGGAGUCCUGAGUGGCAGAGGAGGCCGGCCCAGCCACAGCCACCCAUGUUUUCAUCCCAGAUGGAUAUGCAGCAGCCAGGGGAGACGUCUGCGAGAAGGCCUCCACCAGUCCACCAACAGUGGCGGGUGGAAGGUGGAGAACUGAGGCCUGUCCCACUGCCUAACCAGUCUCAACCGUCUCAGGAUCCUGAAAGACAACCAGUGCAUGUUCAACAGCAGCCAUCUCCACAAACACAACCACAGCAGGUACCACAGUCUCCACUGGUACAACAACAAGUACAAUUACAGCUACAGCUACAGCCACAUCUACAUCCGCAGCUGCGCCAACAGCAGGUUCAGCAUCAUCUACAGUCUCCGCUGAUCCAACAGCAAUUACAGUGGCAGCAACCAGGUGUACAGCUCCAGCCCCAGCUAGUACCACAACAGCAGUGGCAGCCUGACAGACAGUUGCUCCAGCAAAAGCUGCCCUGGUUACCAGAUGCUCAGCCCCGGCCCGCCCCACCACAGCAACCCCAGCAGUGGCACUCAGAUGGCCUGCCUCGGCCACCUCCACAGCAGAGGAGUUCAGGCAGGGUAGAGGCACCUACAACAUCACAGCCUGGCCUUAGUGCAUCUCAGAGCCUAGAAACCCCUCCUACAGGAGAAAGUGGAGGGACCAUGCCCUUGGGUAACAAAACACCCCCAGUGGCCAGGCCACAGAACCCCAGCCCAUUAGCUGUGAGUGAGCAGGAGCAACACAGGCAACAGCCGAAGCCCAUGAGCUGGGGUAACACACCCACUACACCACCAGUCCCCACACUGAGCUCUGUUCAGCUUGACUUCCCUGGGUCCCCCAUUUACAUGGAUGGGGCUGCUCUGUGGGGUGGGCUGAGGACCUCUCCAGCAGUGCCACCAUCCCAGAGCACAUCAAACAAACUGGGCCAAGAGCUUAACCUGCCAAGAUGGUCGAGCGUCUCAGUGCCAAUGCACAAAGCUGUUAAUGAAUCAUCCACACCUCCUAGAAAAGAGGACACUAGAGUUUGGGACUUUAAUGCACCUCUGGUAAUGUCCCCAACUGUUAGUUCAUCAGAGAAAUCUGGGAGUGGGCGUGAGCAGCAGAAACAGUGGUCUCCAGCUCUACUCGGUACAUCCUCCUCAGCUCAGAUGAGCCACAGCUCUGUCAUGUCAAUUUCAAGCCCUCCAACUCAUGGGAUUGUAGGUAGUCCCUGGGAUUUCAAAGGAUCCCCCUCAAACAAAUCAGGCCUUAGCCAGGAGUUAGAGCAGCAGCAGCAAAAACAUCUAUCCUCCAGCUGGACCAAUGUACCCACAUCCACCCAGAACGUUCCCAUCUCCAUUCAAUAUGACCCACAACGUUUCACUCAUGGGGUGGGACCCACUGUGUGGGGUUUCCAAACCACUCCAGCUGGCCCGCAGCAGCAGCCAAUGGUAACAGGCACUCAAAUCAUCAUAAAUCAGACCUCUCCUUUCUUCUCUCCUCUCCCUCCGCUCCCUCCUCUUAGUUUGCCUGGCUCACACCCUCUUCACUCUGUAGCAGUCGGCUCUCUACCAAGGCCUCCACACCCAAACAUUUUCUUCACGCCACAGGCGGUCAUGAGUGAGAGGCCACACAUGACACAGACCCUGUCGCUACCUCAGCUCGCCCCACGGCCUGUUCCUCACAAACUGGGCCGUUUGCCUUAUGCCCCAGACCGCCUUCUCCAGUGCAUGAUCUGUGGCUGCUCUCUACCCCGGGAGUUAGACUUGCAAAUGCACUACAUGCAGCAUGCACAGGGAGAGAUUUGACACUGGCAAAGAGUGCAUCUACCACUCUGUUUUUCCAAAUGUUUUUAAUGUACAUUUAUUGUAUAACUAUAGCAAUUUAGCUGUGUUUUGUGUCCAUUUUGGACAUUGUCCAUGUUGUUGAUCUCUCACUCUAUAAGAAAGGGUCAGAUAAUCUCAAAAAGUGUAGUUUGUUAACUUGAUCAAGCACGGUUGUCAGUUUUCUGUGUUCACAUCUUUGCCUUGAACUGCAAAGAACUUAGAAAUAUGACUGUGUAAUGGAUUUCUUGGCCAGUACCAUCAUAUUUACUGUGUUGUAAACAUACCAAGGAUUUACACUCCGUGGCCAGUUUAUUAGGUACACCACCCUGUUCACAAAAAUAUUUCGCUCCUGUAGACAGUGAGCCACGUGGCCUUGGCUUGCUAUAUAAAGCGAGGCACCGAAGCAUUCAGUUACUAUUCGAUUGAAUGUUGGAAUGGGCGAAACAAGACCUAAGCAACGUUGAGCGUAUUAUGAUCGUUGGUGCCAGGUGCGCCGGUUACAGUAUCUCAGACCUCCUGGGUUUUUCACACACGACAGUGUCUUGGGUUUACUGAGAAUGUUUUUGUUUUUCGCCCCAGUCAGUGGUACUAGAUGGGUGAACCUUAAACUGGCCACUGAGUGUAUGUCAACUUAUGGAUUUUUGUUAGUUUUUCUUUCUGUGUACACUGCUGUCUUUGUUACACCAUUUUCAAGUUUAUUCCUCAAACAAGUGGAUUUCACCUGUGUUGCACUGUAUAUUUGUGCCUUUAUUGUUUCAAAACACUGCAUGUUCUUUCUGCUCUCUCUUAAUGUUGUAGUGGGUGUUAUUCAAAUUGUCAGGUCUCUGAAUAAUGAGUCAUUUGUUUGAGUAAUUUCUUAUUCUGUCUUCAUUUGGGUGAAUGUUUAUCUUGUUUUGGUGCUAGAGUUAUGAAAUUAGGGUUAUUGGGAGGAGCACACAUUUUAUGCAAAUGGUGUGGCAUGGGUUAGUAUACAAAUUAAUUUAUUGCAUUAAAGUUAAUAACUAAUAACUAACUUUACCUGUUGGGUUUGUGAUAUUGUAUCAACAACAUGACAAUGUUGCCAGAAGAUACGCUUGUUUACACUGAGCUGCACGGGGGUCGGAAAGCAAUCAUGGUUACAUUAAUUUACUGUGGAGCAGACACGAGAUACGGGUCGGAAAACGUACCUCAAUCCAAGGAUGGGAUAUGCCACUGAAUGCCAAAUGUUACCUUUAUCCAGAUUUUACAUAUCUUGCGCCGGCUCCACGGUGUCUCAAUGUAACCAUGUUUUCGUUCAGACACCAGUACAGCUCAGUGUAAAUCAACGUAAUGGUAGGGUCGUUAUCUUCUGGCAAAACAUAAUGUAACAUAUUUGACGUUUUACUACAUCUGUGCAUUAGCAGUAGUUUUAAAUAUGUAAAUACCUGGUAAUAAAAAAUCAUUGGGAAAGAAU